Dichotomopilus funicola is the source of this 1266-nucleotide messenger RNA. Its product is annotated as Serine/threonine-protein kinase. Gene Ontology annotation, molecular function: protein serine/threonine kinase activity; ATP binding. Bases 1 to 1266 code for a protein of 421 amino acids. The record is from RefSeq and is a predicted model, not a curated record. Gene Ontology annotation, cellular component: cytoplasm; Golgi apparatus. The transcript is spliced from 3 exons. Gene Ontology annotation, biological process: vacuolar protein processing; regulation of vacuole fusion, non-autophagic; protein phosphorylation. NCBI's taxonomy places the organism in Eukaryota, Fungi, Ascomycota, Sordariomycetes, Sordariales, Chaetomiaceae.
AUGGCGCAAGUCUUUUUCGACCUCAUAUCCUCCUUCGGGAGCUGUCUCAACUGCUUCCCUAGUUCGCCCACACUCAAGAUCAACAGCCGCAGCUUCAAGAUCCUGCGCCUGCUCGGCGAGGGCGGCUUCUCCUACGUCUACCUAGUCCAAGACACUUCAACCUCGGAACUCUUCGCCCUCAAAAAGAUCCGCUGUCCCUUCGGCGCCGAAUCCGUCGCCCAAGCCAUGAAAGAAGUCGACGCCUACAAGCUCUUCGCGCACUCCCCCGGCGUCAUCCACAGCGUCGACUACUCCAUCGCCACGGAGCGCGGGUCCGGCGAGCAAUCCAAAACAGUCUAUGUCCUGCUGCCGUACUACCGCCGCGGUAACCUGCAGGAUAUGAUCAACGCCAACUUGGUGAACCAUACCCGGUUCCCUGAGAAGAGGUUGAUGUUGCUGUUUUUGGGGGUGUGUAGGGCUAUGAAGGAUAUGCAUCAGUACCAGGGGGGUGGUGCUGCUGCUGCAGCGGGGCAGGAUGGUGCUGCCGGGGGGGAUACGCGUGGGGAGAGGAUGGAGGUUGGUGGUGGUGAGGGGGCACGGGCGCGGGGGACUAAGGUGGCGGAUGGGGAUGACGAGACGGAACAUCACCGGCCGUUGUUGACGGAGGAUGAGCGGUUGCCGACGGCGACGCCGGGGUCGAAGAGGAGUUAUGCGCAUCGUGAUAUCAAGCCGGCCAACAUCAUGAUCACCGACUCCGGCACCGACCCCAUCCUAAUGGACCUCGGAUCCGUCGCCGUCUCCCCUUUACCCAUCACCAGCCGGUCUCUCGCCAUCGCCACCCAAGACACCGCCGCCGAGCACAGCACCAUGCCGUACCGCGCGCCAGAGCUCUUUGACGUGAAAACCGGCACAGUCAUCGACACAAAAGUCGACAUCUGGUCGUUGGGCUGCACGCUGUACGCGUGUUUGGUGGGGAAAUCGCCGUUCGAGAUGCGCUCGGAUGAGACGGGGGGUUCGUUGAGUAUUUGUGUGUUGUCGGGGGAUUGGCGGUUUCCGGAUGAGGGGCCGGGGGGGAAGAAGAAGGGGAAGGGGAAGAAGUCGGCUGGUGCAGGUGGAGGUGCAAACCCAAGUGGGGGUGGGGAUGAUGAGGAGAGUAUUAGUGAGCCGAUUCGGGAGGUGGUGAGGAAGUGUUUGAGGGUGGAACCGAGUGAGAGGCCGGAUAUUGAUGAGUUGAUUGAGAUGGUGGAGGAGGUGGUGGAGGCGUUGCCUGAGGAUGGGUCGGCUUGA